AUGUUCCUCUUCGGCACUCUCGACAGGACGAGCAGCCCGACUGUCUCCAAGCUAGGAUCUCGAGCACUGCUCUACUUCUUCCAUCCUGCGUCCUCUUCCAAGGAGGUUGGAUCGCUUGCUCCACGGCGGCGAUUACACACCGAACGCCUACGGAGACCGCUUGGAGGUCCUCCGCUUUCGCCGCAUCAGAUGGAAAACAUCUUUAUCAACGCAUUGGUACGGGCGGGUACCUGUCAGCGCCACGCGAAGCACACCACAGCUUUCAGGGAGUCAUCACUGUUCGCAACGACACAUCACAAAGCGCGGCGGAGACAGCCUACACAUACCUGCGCGACAACAAGGGGCUUUCGAGAUGAGAAGGGUGGCCGGCAUGCUGCUCAAGCAACCGCUUCGGCGGAGAUAUCGCAGGAAGAGUUCAAGAAUCUGCUGGAUUACUACGAGCCAUCGUUGUCUGUCCACGACCUUCCUCCGCCACCACCAAAGCAAGCAGAACCUGAGUCUGAGGAGCCUGAGGAGCCCGAAGAGCUAGGGACAAAGGAAACAGCGGAGAAUAUAAUUGGGAUAGGCUUGAUAGAGGACUCGACAGACGAAAGCCCCUACAAGGCCCAGCCAGCGAGGGACGACGUUGAGCGGGAGGCCAUUGACCACCUAUGCGACUUGCUACACGACGAAGAGAGUUCGCACGAAUUAGUCUACGAUACCUACAGAUUGUUGUCUUUCCCCCGAGUCUCCUAUCUUACUCUACCCACCAUACGCCGCCUACUGCACCACCUAGCCGUAGUCGAGCACAAGAAUGAGGCAUCAAUGCUGCGCUACCUCUCCAUUAUAGACGACAUGAAAGCCGCCAACAUACCGAUGCUACGGAGCGAAUGGACCUCAGCCAUAGCCUUCGCAGGCCGUUGCUUCAGGAAGGUGACCUCGGCUGAGGUGGAGUCGGCACUGUACAUCUGGCGGGAAAUGGAGAACGAAGCAGGGAUCAGGGGCAGGGAGGUCACAUUCAAUGUUCUAUUCGACGUCGCUACCAAGGCCGGGAAGUUCGUCCUGGCGGAAAUGAUUCUGAAGGAGAUGCGGGCUCGCAAUCUCCACUUUAGUCGGUACACCCGCACCGGACUAAUCUACUACCACGGCCUCCGCGGAGAUGGCAACGGCGUCCGAAAUGCGUAUAAGGAGCUAGUCGAGUCCGGCGAGAUCGUGGACGCAGUGGUUCUGAACUGUGUUAUGGCAUCCCUGAUCCGCGCGGGCGAGCCAUCAGCAGCGGAACAGGUCUUCCUCCGGAUGAAAAAGAUGCAUGCCUCCAAAACCGGCGUAAAACCGGCGCCACGGCAUUGGCGAGAGAAGCGCGAGCUUGCGAAGACGCUUACGCGACUCACUCAGGAGAUGCGAAAAGACCCGGAAGCGAGCCGCAAGCUGCAGGAUGACUGGCCCAUAGCGCCGGACGCGCAGACAUUUCGUAUUCUCAUCAAGCACCACGCGCUCACUUCAGGCAACAUCGACCGCAUCACCGAGCUGCUCGACGAGAUGAGUCUCAUGAACAUACCUGUCGACCCCAUGGCUUUCACCCUGUUGCUCUCAGGGUUCCAGAUCCACGGCGGGAUCCGCUACUCCUCUUGGACGAGAGUCCGACUCGAGCGGCUGUGGAUCUUCCUCAAAGUGACACUCGAGGAAGACGAGGAGUUCCGCCUUGAACGCUCAAUGACCAGCAGGGUACUGCGUGCUUAUGCUAAGUGCUCGAGCAGGGAGCGCACCAUGGAGAUCUGGGAGGAGAUUAAGAGCAUGUGGGCAUCGAGGCUGGAGGAUGUGGAUCAUGUGGAUUUUGACCUGAGCAGGUUGUUUCCGCCUGAGCUGGCUGAGCUUGGAUGA
This is a messenger RNA of Coniosporium apollinis CBS 100218, 1860 nucleotides long. RefSeq lists its product as uncharacterized. The record is from RefSeq and is a predicted model, not a curated record. The coding region runs from base 1 to 1860 and encodes 619 amino acids. The transcript has a single exon. NCBI's taxonomy places the organism in Eukaryota, Fungi, Ascomycota, Dothideomycetes. Gene Ontology annotation, molecular function: protein binding.